Hibiscus syriacus is the source of this 695-nucleotide messenger RNA. Its product is annotated as glutaredoxin-C3-like. Bases 34 to 432 code for a protein of 132 amino acids. Gene Ontology annotation, cellular component: cytoplasm. The transcript has 4 exons. Gene Ontology annotation, biological process: cellular response to oxidative stress. The record is from RefSeq and is a predicted model, not a curated record. Gene Ontology annotation, molecular function: glutathione disulfide oxidoreductase activity. Lineage: Eukaryota; Viridiplantae; Streptophyta; Magnoliopsida; Malvales; Malvaceae.
AUUUCCCCCUCUGGAUUAUAAGAAAUAGAAGAAAUGUUGAGGCGAUCGAGGUUGAUCCUUACACUCUUCGGCGCGGUCUUGGUGUUGCUGGUGAUCGGAAAUGCUCUAAGGCUAGCCAAACCCAACAAUUCGCCUUCCGCCUUCGUCCAAAACGCCAUCUUCUCCUACAAGAUUGUUAUGUUCUCCAAAUCCUAUUGCCCGUAUUGCCUUCGCGCCAAACGCAUUUUCAGUGAACUAAAUGAGAAACCCUAUGUUGUAGAGCUUGAUCUCCGAGAUGAUGGAGCUAAAAUCCAGCAUGUCCUUCUGGAUUUGGUGGGUCGAAGCACCGUUCCACAAGUUUUUGUGAAUGGAAAGCAUAUUGGAGGCUCUGAUGAUCUCCGUAACGCAGUCAGUAACGGUACAUUGCAAAAGCUUGCAUCUGCAAGUCGAUGAACUGUUAGAAAGAAGGGAAUGCAGUCAUUUUGAUCCGACUCGUGAUUCGUAAUGCAGCCUGAGAGUUAGAGAAUCAUCUCUGGCCCUUUGGGUUGUGAAUUUAGUAAGUUCACAGCAAGAUAUUGUUGAAUGCUCUGUGCUAAAUGCAUGUCACUUUGAGGUUAUCUUAUAGUUCUUCGUCGUUAUGGAAAACUACGACUUUGAUCUUAACUUCACUAUAAAUGCAGGUGUGGGGAAGGAGCAAUAACUUUGAUUUAGUUUUC